AGCGGUGGCCCGCAGCGGCCCCGUCCCGGCAGCGAGCCAUGGGCCAGAAGCUCUCGGGGAGCCUCAAGUCGGUGGAGGUGCGAGAGCCGGCGCUGCGGCCGGCCAAGCGCGAGCUGCGGGGAGCGGAGCCGGGGCGGCCGGCGCGGCUGGACCAGCUGCUGGACAUGCCGGCAGCGGGGCUGGCGGUGCAGCUGCGCCACGCGUGGAACCCCGAGGACCGCUCGCUCAACGUCUUCGUCAAGGAUGACGACCGGCUCACCUUCCACCGGCACCCGGUGGCGCAGAGCACGGACGGCAUCCGCGGCAAGGUGGGCCACGCCCGCGGCCUGCACGCCUGGCAGAUCCACUGGCCAGCACGGCAGCGGGGCACACACGCUGUGGUGGGCGUGGCCACGGCGCGUGCCCCGCUGCACUCAGUGGGCUACACGGCGCUGGUGGGCAGCGACGCCGAGUCCUGGGGCUGGGACCUGGGCCGCAGCCGCCUCUACCACGAUGGCAAGAACCGACCCGGCGUGGCCUACCCCGCCUUCCUGGGGCCCGAUGAGGCCUUCGCGCUGCCCGACUCGCUGCUCGUGGUGCUGGACAUGGACGAGGGCACACUCAGCUUCGUCGUGGACGGCCAGUACCUGGGCGUGGCCUUCCGUGGCCUCAAGGGCAAGAAGCUUUACCCGGUGGUGAGCGCUGUGUGGGGCCACUGUGAAGUCACCAUGCGCUACAUCAAUGGCCUUGACCCCCACGCAAUAAACCUUGAGGCAAUGUAAUUGUUAUUAAAACCCAUCUUAUAGACGAGGAAACUGACUCUUGGAGAGGUGAAGAGUUAGCCCAAGACCGCACGGCUAGCCAAUGGCAGAGCUGCCCUGAAACCCAGGUCGUCGUGACCACUCCCGUGCCUCCUGCUACCUGGGCCGGCCCUGUGGCCUCCACUCUGCCCGCCGAUUCCAAAGAGCAGGUGUCCGAGCCCAGGGCUGACUAAGCGGGGAUGGGGAGCGGGGCCCCAGGAUCUCAGGCCCAGUGGGCAGGGAAGCCUUGUCAACCUGCUCUGAGCCAGGGAAACUGUCGUUCCAGACGUCAUUCCUAGAUGGUUUAAUUGAUCUGCCAACAAGCAUUUAUUGGCGCAUCAGCUCAGCAGAGGAGGCUGGCGUCCAGCCAAGGCUUCUGGUGCUGAUGAAGGCCAGAGAGCGUUUUCUACCGGGAUGGCUGCAAGGACACCGUCCCCUUGCCAGAGCUGUCUGCACUGCACUCACGACCUUCCUGCCCAGCUCCCCGGUGUCUCCUGGGUGGCCCCAUCCUCUGGACUCUCUACUCCUCCUCCCUCCUGAGCCAGGUCCAGGCCUGGUCUCCCCUUUGCCCCGCACCCUAUCAUUCUUCUCUGACUCCAGCUCACCACAGCCCUCAACCCAGGGCUCUGUCCCCUGCACCCCCAAUUCAAGGCUGAGUCCUCCUCCCAUGCCCCGCCAAUCCCCGCUUUGCCCCAGUCACUCACUUUUCCACAUGUGUAUGCCUUCUUUCCCCAGGUGGGUG
Molecule: messenger RNA, 1521 nt
Organism: Physeter macrocephalus (sperm whale)
Lineage: Eukaryota; Metazoa; Chordata; Mammalia; Artiodactyla; Physeteridae
Gene: SPSB4
Product: splA/ryanodine receptor domain and SOCS box containing 4
Exons: 2
Coding region: 39-761 (240 amino acids)
Biological process (GO): intracellular signal transduction; proteasome-mediated ubiquitin-dependent protein catabolic process
Cellular component (GO): SCF ubiquitin ligase complex
Molecular function (GO): protein binding
Source: RefSeq, a predicted model, not a curated record